Molecule: messenger RNA, 14186 nt
Organism: Podarcis lilfordi (Lilford's wall lizard)
Lineage: Eukaryota; Metazoa; Chordata; Lepidosauria; Squamata; Lacertidae
Source: the annotation of a GenBank genome assembly
AUGCUCACUAGCAGUUUGCUGCAGCCAUUCAAAGAGACCAUCACAAAGGCAAGUGAGACACCAGGUACUUCUAUUUUAUGAUUUGCUGCAAAGGGGUUUCCCCCCCUGUUUUAUAAAACUGAAAAGAUGUCGUGCACUGGCUCAUCGUAUGCUAUAAUUUGUCCCUGAAUAGCUAUCGCUGGCUGUGCAAAAAAUAAACGGCAAGGUAACUGGCAGGAAACAGGUGAUUUCUUCUUGCCAUCUUUCCUUGCCAGAGCUCUUGUGAUAAGCCGGCCUGCUGGGGCUGAGACCAAACAAGCAAGAGCUUCUUUGGGAAAAUAGAGACAAUGUUUGUUUUACGGGUGCAAUGAGAAGGCUUUUUCAUCAUUCCAGACAACAAAGACUUCCAUGAAGCUCAAGUCACUUCUAGGCAGUGAUCAUCAUUCCUAAUAUAUACGGGUAGGAGAGAUCCCUGCCUUUGCAGAGAAUUAUAGCGAGAAUUAAAAUGUAAUAUAUUGGCAAAUGGCUGGUUUUAAAAUGCCCUCAGGUUUUCAGUCAAUAUUAUUUAAAGAAUGAAAACUAUGCGGAGUAAUAUGUUUGUGUUAAGCAAUUUUAUUCGGAAUUGCAAAAUUGGUAUUCUUUACUUAGGGCUUUUGCAGGUAGCCGUACCCCUGACGGUCGUGUGUUUUCAUGCAGCAGCUGUGGUUCAGAAGCCACAUAUUGGAAGAACUGCCUUUGCAGUUGUUUAACGGCAUCUUUGCUCUCGAUAUAAAAUGGGGAAAAUUCCAGCAUUGCCCUCUGUGCAUGUCAAAUGAGCAUUCUUAUAUAACAUCAUCAUGUAUAGAUGCUGCCUUCCCUCACAGUACUUCUUCAUGGCUUUUGACUGUGAGACCCACCCACCCCCCAUGGCAACACGUUCCAUCGUUUUGCUUUGAACAUUUGUGCCUGAAGAACAUUCUAACAACCUUUGAAAGUUUGUGAGAUUUUAAAAUGACUAGCUGUUGUAGUAAACAAUGUCACUUCACAUACCGCAAGAACUUCAUGUAUAAUGUUUUGGUAACUUUAAAACUGUGGUUUGAUUUUGUCAUUUGUCACCUUGAGUUUUUUUAUGAGGAAAGGGGGGGUUAAUAGGGUGUUAAGAAAUAACUAAAUAGUAGCACACUGUUGAUAUUCUGGGUUUGUAAAUGAAUAAUUGCUCAAGUAUCUCAGGUGUCAAGACGUUUAGAGUUUGUGUGAGUUGCCAUAGUGGUAUUUUGCUACAUCAUGUGUCUGUCACAAUUCCUUUCUAAAAUGUUGAAAGCAAAUACUGAACAUGCAGAUUUUCAUGGCUGUAGGCUGUAGGCUGGCUAAAAAAAAGUUAGGAUAGUUUGCAGCAGAGAUUAUUAUCCUCAAGCCCACCUGAUGUUUGGGUGUCAUGAAACAAUUGUGCAAUGCUGAAACACAUUUUCAGCUGUGUGAUACUUGUACCUGUGAAAUAUAACAGUUCAAUUAAAAAUAAAUAAAAUUGCACAGUGAAGUUUGUAAGACUUGAAGUUUCACAGCUUCUCAGGUAAUAAUUUGGACACCUGUAACAAACCCUUAUGGGACGCGGGUGGCGCAGAGCCUAGGACUUGUUGAUCAGAAGGUCGGCGGUUCGAAACCCGCGAUGGGGUGAGCUCCCGUUGCUCAGUCCCUGCUCCUGCCAACCUAGCAGUUCAAAAGCACGGCAAAGUGCAAGUAGAUAAAUAGGUACCGCUCCAGCGGGAAGGUAAAUGGCGUUUCCGUCCGCUGCUCUGGUUCGCCAGAAGCGGCUUAGUCAUGCUGGCCACAUGACCCGGAAGCUGUACGCCGGCUCCCUCGGCCAAUAAAGCGAGAUGAUCGCCGCAACCCGAGUCGGUCACGACUGGACCUAAUGGUCAGGGGUCCCUUUACCUUUACUAACAAACCCUUAAGAGAUUUAUAUCUUCAGGCCUAAAGGUCAGGGGUUCCUUUACCUUUACUAACAAACCCUUAAGAGAUUUACAUCUUCAGGCACAUCCAUGCAACUGUAGACAAAGUAGCAAAUAGUAUAGGGCUAGACAUAAUUGUAGUAUUGUAUUUUGGCUAAGAAACCAUAUGAUAUUUGCUUGGCCCUGUGUCAGUUAUUAAUUUGUUUGCAGUUUCAAGGAUGUGACUAGAGAGGGGGCUAAUUAAGAUGUUUGGAAUUACCUGGGGAUUUUGAUGUGUUCCUGAUGCUGCUCUGGAUAUUCGGUAGAUAAAAACUUAGGUUUGCUUACCAGGAUGGCCAUCCAAAUAAUGUACUACUUCAAAAUGCUACUUUGUCUCUGAAUUCCUGUUUUCCCUAGUGAAGGAGGAAGACGCCACUAGCGAAAUGGUGAAGCCCUGCAUAAGCAAAGUGAUCGUUUUAGUGCCUUUAAUGCUUGUAGUUGGGCUUUUUUCUACCAAGCCAGCUACAGCCGAAGAAGAAUCAGGAACAACAAUCCCUGCUGAAAGUACGUACUGCGUUCUACCUAGUCUCUCACGCCAAUACCCCAAGGGUUGUUUCACACAAAUCACAGUUUGCCACUGGCUGCAGUUCCUUGCUUGAAUAUCCACUCAAUUAUGAUUCCUAUAUGUAUGUUCCUUAUGUGUGUGUCUAUAGUACACAUGUUUGCAUGCAGCUCCUAUUUAUUCUGUUGCUGCCAAUACAACACUGCCCAAAUCCUUCAGAAGAAGAAUCAGUACGCAAACAAAUUUGUGAACUCUGGAUAAGCCAAUAAGCCAUAAUAAUAGCAAUAAUAAUAAUUGUUUGUUUGUUUGUUUGUUUCUACCCUGCCCAUCUGACUGGGUUGCCCUAGCCACUCUGGGCAGCUUCCAACAUAUAUAAAAACAUAAUAAAACAUUACACAUUAAAAAGCUUCCCUAAACAGGGCUGCCUUCAGAUGUCUUCUAAAAGUCAGAUAGUUGUUUAUUUCCUUGACAUCAGAUGGGUGGGCGUUCCACAGGGCGGGCGCCACCACCGAGAAGACCCUCUGCCUGGUUCCCUGUAACCUCACUUCUCACAGGGAGGGAACUGCCAGAAGGCCCUUAGAAUUGGAGGUUGUUUCUGUCAGUGCAAAUUAUAUUACACAGACACACACAUGCAGUGCUUUUUGGGGGGGGGGAACGCAUGUGUACGCAUACCCCUAAACAUUUGUGAAUCUAAGUUUGGCCUCAUUGAGGGGCAGUAUUUCAAUAUGAGUAGGAAAGUGAGAGUACCCCUUAAACAUUUUUUUAGAAAAAAAGCACUGCAGACAUGCAUAUAUAUCUCAAGUUAUAUACGAACUAUUUCAAUUGAUUUGUAUUCUUCUGUAGUAGAAGAAUAUCUAUGGUGCCACACUCCCAUGUGAUGUGAAAACAUCAUCCAUAGUCCGAGUGUUGUCAGAAAUGCGAUUUGCAUAAGCUACAAAUUGUGAUCGAACCCACCACACAUCCUUAUAGGCUUUCCAUGUGUUUCAGUGCAAGACUCCACUGUUCUCCUGCUUGUUUUUGUUUCCCAUCUAUUGGCAUGAAAUGUUGAGGCCUUCUGCUAUCCUUCCCAGGUGUCGGAAUGGUCUGAAGAUGAGGACUGGGGAAUGCAUUCUAUGGCAGGCCAGCUUCUGUCUGGUGGAGAGCUGGAGGAGGAAGAGUUGCCCACCUUGUCCACAGCAUGUUCAGAAGCAGAGAGAGAGAGAGAGAGAGAGAGAGAGAGAGGGAAAGGAGAUGAACAGCUUAGGAGGGAGUUACCCAGUUAUCAGAUAAUGACAACAGAACCAGGAGGGAGGGGCAGCUAGUUGAGACGUCACUUGAGAGUAUGGGGGACCCCCCUCACCACGGACUCGGAAGUCUGAACGUAUCAGAGAGCAAAGGGGUCAGAGGGAGCGAGGAACGUCCAUUUGGCACCCAAAAUGCCGCAAAAGCCGGAAGGAGGAUUAGACUAGCCAACUGCCCUCCUUUCCUUUUUUUUUUUUUUGAAUGGGAUUUUUUUAAAAAAAUAAAUUUUUAUUAAAUUUUCCACCGUAAUAACACAAACCACAAAGCAAAAUGAAAGCAAAACAGAAAAGGAAAAAGAGAAAGGGGGGGAAGAAAAAAGGGAGGGGGGAAGGGGGGAACAAUAAACAAAUAGACAAUAAUAACAAACUUAAUUCUUCACAAAUCCAACUUUUUAAACAUCUUAAUUGACUUCCUCAAAUCCCUCCCUUCUGAGUUUCCUUGUAAUUUAAAAGUAACAGCUUUCCAAUAUCAUUAUUAAACUAAAACAAUUUCCAAUUAUAGUCAUCUUAUUCACUUUUCUUGACAUUCUGAAUCCCAUUUAUUUAAUUAUAACUUAAUUUGUCCUAGGCCUAUUUGUUUCUUUCAAGUAAUUUCUAAUUUUUUAUAUUACAAUAUUUGUUCAAAUAGUCCUUGAAUUUCCUCCAGUCCUCUUGAAACUCCUCUUCUUUCUGGUCGCGGAUUCUUCCAGUCAGGUCAGCUAACUCCGAAAAGUCCAUCAUCUUCAUCUGCCAAUCUUCCACUGUUGGUAGUUCUUGUGUUUUCCAAUUUUUAGCAAGUAAUAUUCAAGUGCCCUCCUUUCCUUGCGGAGAGCUGUGUGCUUGUGCUUGCAACAUGAUGCUGUAAUAAAAGGACUAUAAAUCUAUCAACUGCUUGUUAAUUCUUAUCUGUGCAGUUCCUACAGCGAUGGGAGGACUGAUACCAAGGAAACCACUGAAUUUCAGAUAGGCAGACCCCUGGUUCCAGCUAAUAAGAGAAGUCCGGUCCUCCUGUGGAUCAGGAACUGGCUAAGUUGCCGGAAGCAAAGGGUAGCAAUAAAGGGACAGUUAUCCAAAUGGAAUAAAGUGGAGUCCCUCACAAGGAUUGGUGUUUGGACCUCUGCUUUUUAACUUGUUCAUUAAUGAUCUGGAGUUAGGACCGAGCAGUGAGUUGACCAAGUUUGCGGAUGUGUUCAGAGUUAUUGAAACAAAAAUGAGAUUGCGAAGAUCUCUGAAAGGACCUCUCCAGACUGAGCGUGUUAAGUUGUGGGUGAACAUAUCAGACGACACAGUGAUACUUCAAACAGCUCUUGUUUAUUCACAGGCCAGAACAGAACUGAACUGAAGGGUUCAGCCAGCCUGCUUAUAUAGCGCUCCACUAGAACGUAACAGUAACCAUUUUCUGUAGCUAGCCAAUCACUGAACAUCACUUUUGAUCCCUUAUUUGCAUAUGUGGGCCUGAAUUAUCUACAGUAUCCCCCUGCUGGCCCAGGGUGAGAACUUCAGUACAUAACAGAGUGAAUGGGCAAUAAAAUGGCAAAUGCAACCAACAAGAUAACAACAACAAUAAUUUUAUUAUUUACACCCUGCCCAUUUGGCUGUGUUUCCCCAGCCACUCUGGGUGGCUUUCAGCAUAGAUCUAGGGAGAUGGUGCGACUUCGCUGCGGGAAAAGGUUGCAGCGUUUGGGACGUUUUAGUUUAGAGGAAAGGCAAGUCAGAAACACGAUAGAAGUUUAUGAAGUUCUCCACGCAAGGCAUGGAGAAAGUGGAGCCAGAGAGAAAGGUCCCCCCGCCUCCUCUCUCAUAACGCUAGAACUCUUAGACAUCCAACGAGCCUGCAUGGUGUAGUGGUUAAGAGCGGUGGACUCGUAAUCUGGUGAACCGGGUUCGAUUCCCCGCUCCUCCACAUGCUACUGCUGGGUGACCUUGGGCUAGUCACACUUCUCUGAAGUCUCUCAGCCCCACUCACCUCACAGAGUGCUUGUUGUGGGGGAGGAAGGGAAAGGAGAAUGUUAGCCGCUUUGAGACUCCUUCGGGUAGUGAUAAAGCGGGAUAUCAAAUCCAACGAAGCUUCACGUUGAAAGGUUCAGGGCAGAUAAAACAAAGUUUCUUUUCAUGCAGAGUGCAGUUAAAUGAUGGAACUUGCUCCCACAGAAGGUACUAAUGACCACUAAUCUAGAUGUCUUUGAAAAAGGAUUAGACAAAUUCACAUGGAGGAGAGGGCUAUUGAAGGCUACUUCGCCAUAAUGGCUAGGCUCUGCCUCCAUAGCUGGAGAAUACGAGUUGCUGGAGACCAGAGGAGGGAAUAAUACUCCCGUGCUUGAAUCCUGCACGUGGGUUGCCCAAAGGCAGAAACUUGCAUGCACUACUUUGGGGAGCUUAUCUGAACUCAGGGUGGCGAAAGGGCAUGUGGCACUGGGUAUGUCUGCCUGUUUGACCAGCUUUUGUGUUUCCCGGUGACUUUUAUAUAGCUAAUUUUUGUUUCAAGGUGAGAUUUUUGCAUGUAUGCACACUUAACUCCCAGGCACAGGACAGCUUCCCAAGAACAUCCUUUGGAUGUGCAUGUAUCCCAUCGGCAAAUCACAAGGAACGUCCUAAUGGUAGCAAAAAUGAGGGUGGAGGGGAGAGUCUGUGUGGGAGGUGUUGGAAAUCAUCACCGUGGAAGGAAAUGGAGUGAAAGUACUGCCCAAAACACUUCAUUUGCACUGUUAUUGGAAGUUUAUCCAAAAACCGUGAAGCAUAGCUCUGAAUAUAUUUUACGGUUAAUAUUUACUUUAAAUAUUAGUGGUUUUUUUGUAAAGAGGUAUAAACUUGCCCUCUUGCUCUGCACAUAAGAAUUUUGCAGCAUUCAGCUUUGAUCAUAUCUCUCUCUUCCCAUCUCUGUGCUGGUGCCAUUCUCCAGACCGCAGCGCUCAAAUUCAGUUGCUAAAAACUCCCAAUUAUCUAACCUUUGCUGGUACAGUGGUACCUCGGGUUACAUACGCUUCAGGUUACAGACUUCGCUAACCCAGAAAUAGUGCUUCGGGUUAAGAACUUUGCUUCAGGAUAAGAACAGAAAUCAUGCUCCGGCGGCGUGACAGCAGUGGGAGGCCCCAUUGGCUAAAGUGGUGCUUCAGGUUAAGAACAGUUUCAGGUUAGGAAUGGAUCUCCGAAACGAAUUAAGUAUUUAACCUAAGGUACCACUGUACUCAUUUAGUUUGCAUGCUCAAUUUUGGUUUUGAUAUUUGGGUAGACUAUUUAUAUUUUGCAAUUCAGCUAGAGGUAGCAAUUUAAUCGGGCGUUUGAGGCACGUGCUGUUUCUCAGAUUGUGAGCCAGGGACUCCUUCCCAAAUCUGAGCGGAACCAGGAUGUUAUUUUGUGCAAAGUCAUGACCCAGUGGCAAAAUUGCUAUGUCAGGAUAGUUCACGCUGAGCCCUUUGCAGACAUUCUUGGGCAUUGUGCAAUUUUCUGCUGUGUCACAGGGACUCAAAAACAAAAGCUGAAAUUGCACUGAGUAUGGAAAAGCUAUCGGACUCAUGCUGUCUUAGGCAGAUUGCCCUAUAUUGAUACACUACAUAUUUCUGUGUGUGCUUUGGUUAUUUGACUAAAACAGUUGUUCCCCAGCCUGGACCCCUGCCAGCUCUGCUGGUUGGGGCAAGUGGGGGAGGUGGUUCAGAAUAUCUGUAAGGCAGCAAGUUAGGGAAAGCUGUUUUUGUCAAAUCAGUGAAGUCAUGAAUAGAAACUGGGUAUAUAGAGUGCUUUUCUCCAUCUGUCCAAAUACUAGGAAGUCAUUCUGUGAAGUCAUCCUGUGAAUGUUGGAAGACUCAGGAGGUACUUCUUCAGUGCAUAAUUAAAACAACAGAAUCUGCUGCCAAUUUUAGAUGGCUUAAAAUUAGACACAAACUUGGAUGGCUUAAAAGGCGGUUUAGACAAAUUUGCUGAGAAUAACGCUACCAAGCCUACUAGCCCAGACCCUAUUUUACAGGGACAGUUCUGGUUUUACAGAAGCCGUCCCAGUUUCUGAUCUGGUCCCAGAAUGCCCCGCUUUUCCUUAAAAAGGUAAAGGUAAAGGAGCCCUGACAGUUAAGUCCAGUCGCAAACGACUCUGGGGUUGCGGCGCUCAUCUCACUUUACUGGCCAAGGGAGCCGGCGUUUGUCUGCAGACUGUUUUUCCAUGUCAUGUGGGCAGCAUGACUAGGCCGCUUCUGGCAAAACCAGAGCAGCGCACGGAAACGCCGUUUACCUUCCCGCCGGAGUGGUACCUAUUUAUCUACUUGCACUUUGAGGUGCUUUCGAACUGCUAGGUUGGCAGGAGCUGGGACCGAGCAAUGGGAGCACACCCCGUCGCUGGGAUUCGAACCACCGACCUUCUGAUCGGCAAGCCCAAGAGGCUCAGUGGUUUAGACCACAGCGCCACCCGCGUCCUCCGCUUUUCCUUAGUACGUCCCUAUUUUCGUUGGAGGGUUUGGAGUUAGCCGAUCCCCCAGACAUCUGAAGGCAGCCCUGUAUAGGGAAGUUUUUUAAAUGUUUAAUGUUAUAUUAUGUUUUUAUUUAUGUUGGAAUCUACCCAGAGUGACUGGGGCAACCCAGUCAGAUGAGGGGUAUUAUGAUUGUUGUUGUUGUUGACUAGGACAUCCCUAUUUUUAUCAGAAAAAUGUUGGAGGGUAUAGUAGCCAGAAUUGCUAUAUUCUACCUGCACUGGGGACGCAGGUGGCGCUGUUGGUUAAACCACAGAGCCUAGGACUUGCCGAUCAGAAGGUUGGCGGUUCAAAUCCCCACGACGGGGUGAGCUCCCAUUGCUCAGUCCCUGCUCCUGCCAACCUAGCAGUUCGAAAGCACAUCAAAGUGCAAGUAGAUAAAUAGGUACCGCUCUGGUAGGAAGGUAAACGGCAUUUCCGUGCGCCGCUCUGGUUCGCCAGAAGCGGCUUAGUCAUGCUGGCCACAUGACCCGGAAGCUGUACGCCGGCUCCCUCGGCCAAUAAAGCGAGAUGAGCGCCGCAACCCCAGAGUCGGCCACCACUGGACCUAAUGGUCAGGGGUCCCUUUACCUUUACCUGCACUGUCAGAAGUGAUGCGUCUCAGAGAGCCAUUUGCCAGGCAACACAAGUAGGGUGAGUGAUGUUGUGCUGUGGUUCUGCAUGUGGACUUUUCAUAGGCAUCUGGUUGGUCCCUGUGAGAAGAACAGGAUGGAUUAUGCUUGAGCUUUGGUUUGGCCCAGCAGGCUCUUAUGCCGUUGUUUUCAUUUCCAUUAAUAUUUCGUGCUUGUCUGCUAACAUUUCUCCACCCUUAGGUCGCCCAUGUGUUGACUGCCACGCAUUUGAGUUCAUGCAGAGGGCUUUGCAAGAUUUAAAGAAAACGGCAUACAACUUAGACUCACGGGUAAGGCUUGUAACUUAAUAUGGGCACAACAUGUUUUUGUUUCUUUUAAUGCUCUUCCAAAAGAGAGCAAUUGUGUGUGGGGUGUGUGUGUGUGUGUGUGAUCUUUCCCCCUGUCCUCUUUAUCUCUCUCUCUCUGUCCCCACGUUAAUCGUUUGUCUCUACCCUUGUUGGUGCCCAUUUCUUGCUCUCUUGUCCCAUUGUGUGUGAACUCUUGCCCAUGCCCAGAAAUCAGUGAACCAUCCAAAAGGUUUUAAUAGUUUGCAAACCGGCACACAACGCCAGCUCCAGGAAAAGCAAAAUGUUUUAAAGACUGGUUUGGAAUUUAAAGUGUUUUGAAUUGAAUGUGGAACAAAGAUUGGGUCAUCUAACGUGGAAGUGCAGAGGCUCGCAAUAUCAGAAAAGCAAAAAUUCUUAGUGAGUUCCAGUGUGUUCCUCAAGACCCACUUACUUACCCAGCCAAAAAGAAAACCUGCGUUGGGGGAUUAUUGGCUUAUUUAUUUAUUAUGCGUGUUCAUGUUCUGCACCUUCAGGCAAGCAUGACUUUUUCUUAAACUAUGUGCUUCAGUUCAACUGUUUAAUAUUCAGAGACGGCAGAAGCUGAGGAAGCCCUUUGUGAAAUCUGAGCAGGGAGAAAGUAUGAACUCAUCAACAAUCUGCAUGCAGCCUGUUUUGAAGCCAGUUUCCAAAUAAUUUAACCUGACGUGACUUUCCUGAAAGAACUUAGGGGGCAUGGCUUGCUGAGGAUGCUGAGAAUUAUUAUUUGAUAGCUUUGGCUGCUGCACAAAAAAUAGAACCCCAAACGUUCUACAACCAGACGCCGUAAGAAUUAAACAGAUAUAAAAUGUCCAUAUAGCACCAACACACUGCUCUGAAAACAAUAAGUACAGUAGUUCUCACAGAAUGGGGGUUUCGUCUAACUCUCUGAUUUCAGUAUUGGUUCCCAAGCUGCUUUCAAGUACAUACUCAAUUAAGCAGAACAGCAAUGGUUACUAUAGUUGUUAACUGGAUUCAAAGUUUGCCUGGCAACAGCAGAGGCUGCAAACACACCCUCCAUUGGCUGAGUGGAUUACCACAGAUCCCACAUUUCAGCUCCCACAAAUGCUGCUGGUUAGAUCUUUUCAGCUGGAUUUUCACUCUUUUCCGUCCCUAAGAUCAGGGCCCUGGGAAUUUAAUUUGUUGACUGGAUGAGACCCAGAAUGUGCUGCUAAGCUGAGAUCUGGAAUACGUGCACUAAUAAUUUAGAAUAUUGCCAACACAUGUGCAAAGUACCUUUUUGGUCACCAGAGUUAAAGAACAGGAAUUCCAGGGCAGAUAGCAACUUUAUUUUGUGAGGGAAGAGGAAAUCAGUUCCUCAUUUCAACCACUGUUCCAAGCCACUUUGGUCCUUUUUUCUGGACCUGACUAAAGUGUCCUAAGAGAGGAUUUUCUUUUUUAAAAAAUUAGCCAUGAAAAACCUGGCCAUUAGUGUAGAGCCAGGAAAUCAGGCAUAGGCAAACUCGGCCCCCCAGAUGUUUUGGGACUACAACUCCCAUCAUCCCUGACCACUGGUCCUGUUAGCUAGGGAUGAUGGGAGUUGUAGUACCAAAACAUCUGGAGGGCCAAGUUUGGGGAUGCCUGCAGUAAGUGAAAGAAGCUUCAGUCAACGCACCACCUCCCUUUUUCUCUCCUAGAGAGCAAUCCUGAUCUAUUCCCACUUCCUUUGCACACUAACCGAGAAGGUUUUCAUCUGCAACACAGGAUGCUAUCGAGAGUUCAAAACAACGCCUUUCAUGGCGUCUCCUUUCACUUAAAUCAAGUGAUAUCUCUCCGUAAAUGCUGUUCCUUGCAGGGACACUACAAGGUUCUCAAAAGGUCUGGGCCCAGGGACAUAAAAUCGCCUAGCAUUUGCAUAUGCAGUAUUUUGUAGAAUUUGAAUUUUAACCAGAGUUGUGGCUCUCCCUGGAAAAUAACCACAGGUUACUGGAAAGAUGACGGAAAUGGACAUUGUUUUCUGGUCAAGGGUGCCAACUUUAAUAAAACAUUGGGGAAGUGUCAUGUAAGCCCUGCCCCCACAUAACUGAUCACAAUUUGAAUGGCAAUGCUCAUCAAAUUUGGGAGUGGUCUGGCUCUCUCAAAAAAAUUUUUAAGGGGGCCAAAGGGAUCUCAGCCCCUAGGAGUUGGCUCCUAUGUUCCUAUGCCUUCUUAAAUGGUUCAUUUUUCACAAUCUCUAUCAAUAGGUUUAAUAUUAGGAGGAUAAAAGUACAGUCAUCUAAAAUAAAGAUCUGGGCCUUAAAUUCCACAAAUGUUUAAAGAAAGAAACUAUACACACAGCUUAUCCGAUGAACUUUGUGCCCUUGUCAUAAUUCAGUUCAGUUCACAGCAGAACCUUAUUUAAGGUAGCAAAGGUGACAUUUUAUUUUAUUUUAUUGGUUGCAUCCAACUACUGUAUUUUUCGCUCUAUAAGACGCACUUUUUCCCCUUCAAAAAUUAAGGGGAAAUGUGUGUGUGUCUUAUGGAGCGAAUGCAGGCUCCUUGGCUUCAGCGAUAGCAACGCGAAGCCUCUGAAGCGCAGAGGGAGAGCUCCCCCUGCGCUCCAGAGGCUUCGCGUUGCUUUCACUGAAGCCGCUGGAGCGCAGCGCGAACUCCCGCUGUGCUCCGGAGGCUUCAGGCAGCUAUCGGCAAGCUUUCGGAGCGCAGCGGUAACUCCUGCUGCGCUCCGAAGGCUUGCCGAUAGCUGCCUGAAGCCUGGAGAGCUAGAGGGGCCGGUGCACACCGAUCCCUCUUGCUCUCCAGGCUUCGCUUCACUAGAGAGGCGCUGCACAGUUUUCCCUCUCUGCGCAGCGCCCCUUCAGUGAAGCGGGAGGAGAAGUGGAAGGGGUUCCGUUUCUCCUGCCGCUUCACUGAAGGGGCGUUGAGCAGAGAGGGGGAGAAUUUUUUUUUUUCUGUUCUCCCCCGCCUAUGGUCCGGUGCGUCCUAUGGUCCGGUGCAUCCUAUAGAGCGAAAAAUACAGUAAGUUUUACUCAGACGAUUGAUAUUAGUGGACCUAGCUGUCACAUCCAUUCCUUUCAGCCAGUCCUCUCUGUGUGAAACUUCAUUGAACACCACCCUAGAUGUGCUUUGUGUUGGCUGUCCGCGAGAUGGGCAAACAAGACAAGCGUGUUUGCCUCAAUUUUAACUCCUGCAACAAAAUUGCUGACACAUUCUUGGAGCUCAUUUACAUGAUAGCUAAAGAGCAAGGGAUGCUGAGUCAAGAUUUGCUGCUUCUGUUAUGCCACUGAGAUGGUAACUUGAGGACUUCACCUUGCCUGCAUUUCAAAGGAGCACAUUUAGUGGGAAUGAGAGAGAUCUGCCUUAUCCUUGUGUCAGGCCAAGGCUCCAUCGUUGCAGUAACCUUACUGUGCCCUUCAAUUCAGCUUCAUCUUGAUUAAAUAAUCAGGCAAGUGCUUAGAAGACAGGGAGAGACCCAGAAGCAGACACAUACUGUUAGCAUCACAGCGUAUUUGAGGAAAGCUGCAUUCCUAUACAGAUUUUGGGGAUUAUUUCUGAGUAGAUUUGAAUAGGUUUGUGCUGCAAUGCAGUUGCUUUCAGGGCUGAAAUCUCCUCUGCAACCACACCUGGAGCCAGCAGGAGACCCAUCAACUUGAUCUUCUUCCCCUAUAGCAAAACCCUGAAAUAACCCCCUCCCCACAGCUGAAAAUGAACAGGGUUUGUGGGCAGGGGCAGAUCUCCCAUUCAGCAAACUGAAACAGGGCCAGGACACCAAAAUGGAAGCUCAAGGAAAAUGUCAUCUUUUGAGUUUACAGAAACGAAAGGAUUGGACUGUAGGGAAAAUGCCACAAUUCUGUUCAGAAUUAUUUUGGUCUCUAAAUCCACAAGGACCGUCCUCCUGUCUGGUUCGGUACUUGCUGCUAGCUGAUUCCUUCUCGUUAAGAGUCUGUCUGGACUAGAUGGGGUGAUUCAGUCUGCAACUCCCUGUUGUUGUUGUUUAGUCGUUUAGUCGUGUCCGACUCUUCGUGACCCCAUGGACCAGAGCACACCAGGCACUCCUGUCUUCCACUGCCCCCCCCUCAGUUUGGUCAAACUCAUGCUGGUAGCUUCGAGAACACUGUCCAACCAUCUCGUCCUCUGUCGUCCCCUUCUCCUUGUGCCCUCCAUCUUUCCCAACAUCAGGGUCUUUUCCAGGGAGUCUUCUCUUCUCAUGAGGUGGCCAAAGUAUUGGAGCCUCAGCUUCAGGAUCUGUCCUUCCAGUGAGCACUCAGGGCUGAUUUCCUUAAGAAUGGAUAGGUUUGGUCUUCUAGCAGUCCAUAGGACUCUCAAGAGUUUCCUCCAGCACCAUAAUUAAAAAGCAUAAAUUCUUUGGCGAUCAGCCUUCUUUAUGGUCCAGCUCUCACUUCCAUACAUCACUACUGGGAAACCAUAGCUUUAACUAUACGGACCUUUGUUGGCAAGGUGAUGUCUCUACUUUUUAAGAUGCUGUCUAGGUCUGUCAUUGCUUUUCUCCCAAGAAGCAGGCGUCUUUUAAUUUCGUGGCUGCUGUCACCAUCUGCAGUGAUCAUGGAGCCCAGGAAAGUAAAAUCUCUCACUGCCUCCAUUUCUUCCCCUUCUAUUUGCCACAACUGUAGCAAGCAUCUCCCUCAUCUUCUCAAUCUCCUCUCAACUCUUUCCAAGCGCACACACGCGCACACACAUGCGCGCACACACAGAGCGAGUGGCUGGCCAAAGCUCGUAAGGCUGAAUGCUGACUUCUCUAAUUCUCUGCUCAGCUCUUCUGCUUGCUGUUGUGUUGAUAAACUCAGUUGCGUUGUACACAGUGCACAUUGAGCUCCAUGCAACUUGAGAAAUGAAGUGAGAUGAGCGCCGCAACCCCAGAGUUGGUCACGACUGGACCUAAUGGUCAGGGGUCCCUGUACCUUUACCUUACCACUCGGAUCCAUGAAUGACAAGUUUGGUUCCUUUUCUCCAGCUUCCUCGUUUGUGACAAAAUGCAGGAGAUUGUGAUGCAAUCGGUUUAUGCUAAGUUUGACCCGCCCCCAACGUUUAUUCCUCUCUCCCCUCCCCUUUCUAUUCCUACAGACGGAGACCUUGCUUUUUAAAGUGGAGAAGAGAACUCUGUGUGACUGUUUAACUGCAAAUGCAUUGAACUGA